Hyaloscypha bicolor E is the source of this 300-nucleotide messenger RNA. RefSeq lists its product as uncharacterized. Bases 1 to 300 code for a protein of 99 amino acids. NCBI's taxonomy places the organism in Eukaryota, Fungi, Ascomycota, Leotiomycetes, Helotiales, Hyaloscyphaceae. The transcript has 2 exons. The record is from RefSeq and is a predicted model, not a curated record.
AUGUCGGCGUCGGCGCAACAGCAGAAGAUUAGAAGGAUAGUGUGGACAGCUGCCAUUGCGUCCAUCACUGCAACUGGGGCUUGGUAUGGUGCUGGGCUGAAGACGAAGUCGGAGUUAAAGCAGAUUGCUGAGAAACGUCGCGAAGCUACACCCACAGAGAAGAUCGCACAGCUCGAGGAACAACGUGGUGGAUUGGUUGCGAAGAGGCUAGGACUGGAGAAGAAAAUUAGGGAGUUGGAGAUGAGGGCCCAAGGAGCGACGAGACAGGAGAGUAUGCAGGGGCAAGAGAGGAGACGGUGA